AGAUUUCUAGAGAGUUGCUAUUUGCUAGUGCUUGCUCCUAUUUAGAAAGCAAAGAGAAAGCAAGUUUAUGUAAGUUAUAACCCAUCUGGGCAUCCACCAAUUGAACACUUCCAAGUAGGCAAGGCUGAGUCCAAAUCACAAUUCCACGAGCACAACACAAGCCUUUCCUCCUCAACCGCAUAAUCAAAAGCGACAUCUCUUCUUCCUAAAUUCUCUGCUAAAUCUCUCUCUCUCUUCUCUUCCUAAAUCUUUGAUUUUCUACUCUUAUUAUCAUCAUCAUCUUCUUGUUGUUGAUUACCAUAAACUCAAUCUCAAUUUCAAUUUGUUUGUGAGUAAUUAAUUCUACGAUGACGGAAUUAUCAGCUGAAGAAAAAUCAUCAGAAUCAAAUCUUCUUUUACCCCCAAUUCAAUCUCACAAAAAAUCAUCAGAAGGAGUAGAACUAGGAUCAUUAGAAGAAGAAGAAGAAGUAGCGUAUGAAUCUAGCGAAAAGAUUAGCGUAGAAGAUUUUGAUUUUGAAUUUGAUAUAGAUAUAGAGUCGAUAAAUGAUAACACAAAAGCAGGUCCAUUUUCAUGGAAGAAACUGUGGAAAUAUACAGGACCAGGGUUUUUAAUGAGCAUAGCAUUUUUAGAUCCAGGUAAUUUAGAAGGGGAUCUACAAGCAGGUGCUAUUGCUGGAUAUUCAUUACUUUGGUUGUUGCUUUGGGCAACAAUGAUGGGGCUAUUGAUUCAGUUGCUUUCUGCUCGAAUCGGGGUUGCCACAGGGAAGCAUUUAGCAGAACAUUGUAGAGACGAAUACCCGAGAUGGGCACGCUAUUUGCUUUGGAUAAUGGCGGAGAUUGCUCUUAUUGGUGCUGAUAUUCAAGAGGUUAUUGGAAGUGCUAUUGCUAUUCAGAUACUUAGCCGUGGUGUUUUGCCUAUUUGGGCUGGUGUCAUUAUCACUGCUUCUGAUUGUUUCUUUUUCUUAUUUCUUGAGAACUAUGGAGUGCGGAAACUGGAAGGUGUUUUUGCAAUUCUAAUUGCGACAAUGGCUUGUUCAUUUGCUUGGAUGUUUGCUGAUGCAAAGCCCAGUGGAAAGGAACUUCUUAUAGGUGUUUUAGUGCCAAAACUUGGCUCAAAAACUAUCAGGCAAGCUGUUGGGGUUGUUGGCUGUGUCAUAAUGCCCCACAAUGUUUUCUUGCAUUCUGCUUUGGUGCAGUCAAGGAAGAUAGACCUCAAUAAGAAGGGGCAAAUUCAGGAGGCCCUAAAUUAUUACUCAAUUGAGUCCACAAUUGCACUCCUAGUGUCAUUCAUGAUCAAUUUAUUUGUGACUACUGUAUUUGCUAAGGGAUUUUAUGGCACUAAACAAGCAAGUAGUAUUGGCCUGGUAAAUGCUGGACAAUAUUUGGAGGAGAAAUAUGGAGGAGGACUCUUACCAAUCCUCUAUAUAUGGGGCAUUGGGUUAUUGGCUGCUGGGCAGAGUAGCACCAUAACUGGCACUUAUGCUGGGCAGUUCAUUAUGGGAGGUUUUCUUGACCUUCGCUUAAAGAAAUGGCUAAGGGCAUUAAUUACGCGAAGUUUUGCUAUAGUUCCAACUAUGAUUGUAGCUAUAGUUUUCAAUACCUCUGAAGCGACAUUGGAUGUUUUGAAUGAGUGGCUCAAUGUGCUUCAGUCUAUGCAAAUUCCUUUUGCUCUUAUCCCACUUCUUACCUUGGUGGCAAAAGAGCAGGUGAUGAAUUCUUUUAGAGUGGGACCCAUUCUUCAGAGGGUAUCCUGGACUGUGGCUGCGCUUGUCAUGGUGAUCAAUGGUUACCUCCUCCUUGAUUUCUUCAUAUCUGAAGUAAAUGGAGUGCUGUUUGGAUCCUUAGUCUGUAUAGGAACUGGUGCUUAUAUUACAUUCAUUAUUUACCUUGUUACUCGUGAUGGUGUACUUUCUUCAACUUUGUACAGUUUGAUAUCUGCCAAAAGCUCUGUUUGUUCUGGUAAUUAGCCAGAAAGAGUCUUUGGCCGUGGCAAGAUUUUUACGAUAGAGAAGUUGUGGCAUAUGCUCCUCAGCCUACCAAAGUGAACAAGAUUGUAAAUCCACUAAUUUGGUCCUAGCUACCUUUUUCUGCCAUUCCUUUCUGAUCUGGACACUAAGGAGCCGAAUGCAUUUGCAUAUGUUCCUGGUCCAAAAAGUUGAUUGCAAAUGAGAACUUCAAGCACAGAGGGUGUUUUGCAGUACAAAUAUGAUAAACCUUACAUACAUUCAGCACUUUCCAGAUACAAAAGGCUCCACAAAUAUAAUUUUUGGAUGAAGAUCACUCCUACUCCAGAAGCUCGGUUGUACCAUAUGUGUUAUAUUUUUUUUUGUAUCGAUUAUAGAAUGAUUCUAUCAAUAGAUGUCUAUUGUUAAUGUCAUAAUACCAAUUGUCAAAUAUUAUAAAUCAGUACCCUUUGGGAUACUUCAUAACCUUGAGCACAGAUCUAUGGAAAAGAGUGUGUUUAUCUUUCUCCCGGAAAUUUUCAAUAGUGGAAGGAAAAGUAUGCUUCUCCAAUAUGGAUUUUCAA
Molecule: messenger RNA, 2527 nt
Organism: Beta vulgaris subsp. vulgaris (sugar beet)
Lineage: Eukaryota; Viridiplantae; Streptophyta; Magnoliopsida; Caryophyllales; Amaranthaceae
Product: metal transporter Nramp2
Exons: 4
Coding region: 348-1967 (539 amino acids)
Biological process (GO): metal ion transport
Cellular component (GO): membrane
Molecular function (GO): manganese ion transmembrane transporter activity; cadmium ion transmembrane transporter activity
Source: RefSeq, a predicted model, not a curated record